GGGCUCCUCAGGCUGCUGUGUGACCUCGUGGGACAGCCAGGCGCUCCCCAUGGGCAGAGGCACUGCUUGAACACCUGGGGAGCACCGUGUGCAGGAACAGACUGCAGGCCUGGGGCAGGGCAGUGCAAUCCUGAAUGCAGACGCCAGCACCAUGAUACCCAGCUCUUGUACAGGGCUUUCUACUUACAGGCAUGCAAGAACCUAAAUGAAGAGACAUAAAUUAUUGACCAGAAAAUGGCCCAACGAAGCCCAAUCUUCCCAACUCUCGCCCAUUCUGAAAGACGGGUUCGAAACAUCCCGCUGCACAGUCAGGCGCUGACAGCGGUCCCGCUGGCAUCUGCGAGCCUGGUGGAUCAGCUGGAGGACAGAAUCCUCAGCCAUGAGAAAACCACGGCAGCGCUUGUGGAACACGCUUUUCGCAUCAAGGAGGACAUUGUUUCCACUCUGCACAGAAUGCAGAACAAAGGGGGGGGCGAUCGGUUAGCAAGGCAGCUCCUAGAAGAACACAUCCGGAACAUAACCGCCAUCGUGAGGCAGCUCAACCGGGACAUUGAGAUGCUGCAAGAACAGAUACGUGUCAGAGACAAUCUCAGCUAUGGAACAAAUUCUACCCUAAAGAGCCUGGAAAUGCGGCAGCUUUCUGGUUUAGGGGAUCUUCGUGGAAGAGUGGCAAGGUGUGAUGCUGGGCUAGCCAGACUGUCUGCAGAGCACAAAAUCACAUACGAAAGACUUCAGAGCCUAACUAAAGACCAGCACACCUCUAAGUUGAUCUUAGAAUCGAAAAUCAAAGAGACAGAAAUACAGGUAUCGCACCUGCUGAGCCGCGUGGAGCAGGCGGUGGCGCAGCAGGAAGCCAAGCUGAAGCUGGCCUACAAGGAGAGCGCGCAGCAGCUCCACCUGCUGGACACCAAAUUAAAAAAUGCUAUUGAAGAGCUCAGCAGCCAGAUUUUGUCUGCACGCAGCUGGUUGGAACAGGAACACGAGAGGAUUGAAAAAGAGCUUGUGCAAAAACUUGACCAACUCUCAUUGACUUUUAAGGAGAACACAGAAAUGAGUGAAAGAGCUGUAGAGAUGAAAUUCAGCCAGAUGUCAGAGAAAAUCAACAAAAUAGAAGAAAUACAGAAGAUAACCAUGGAAGCGCAUGAAACACAACAGACUGAAGAAAAGAUAAAUAUUCGCAUUGGCAAACUGCAAAACGAGAUUAAUGAAGAUAUAAAAGAAAUGAAAGCUGAAGUUAAUGCUGGGUUUGCAGCUAUCUAUGAGAGCAUUGGAUCUCUACGGCAAGUUCUAGAGGCAAAAAUGAAACUUGACAGAGAUGAACUACAGAAGCAGAUCCAUCAAAUGAAGCAGGAGGUUCCAAUGUGGGGAGAGGCUGGACCAUGACCGCAAGAUUUUGACUGAGAUGAACACUUACUUAUCUGAAUAGGCAGACUAUAGCCUUGUUCCAGUCUGUAAUCCAAAUUAAAUGCAUGUACUGAAGGACAUGCUGCUGUUGCACAGGUCUGUAUGUUUACUUUGAGUGGUAAAUGCAAGCUUUUAAUAUACCAAUUGACAAGAAGCUUUUAUGGGCUGAGGUGCUCAUUUGCCACUGCACUACUCUAGCUGCUCUCAGGAGAUUACCAGCUGUAAAACUGGAGUAAUAUAUUGGUGAAGCUGGCACCUAAUUUGCUAACAGCGUUUCAGUGCUCCCCAGUUGUGUAGGCUUGAUCAGGCUAUUACAUGCUUAUAUAAGCAUCUGCA
Molecule: messenger RNA, 1740 nt
Organism: Centrocercus urophasianus (Greater sage-grouse)
Lineage: Eukaryota; Metazoa; Chordata; Aves; Galliformes; Phasianidae
Gene: FAM81A
Product: family with sequence similarity 81 member A
Exons: 9
Coding region: 235-1383 (382 amino acids)
Source: RefSeq, a predicted model, not a curated record